AUGUCCACUCCUUUUAGAAGCAAGAAAAUUAGGAAAGAAGAAAGAUAUGAAAAAGAGAAAAAUGAGUUGAACGAUAAAAUAUAUGGCAGUGGAAAUCAACGGUCUUCCUACACAUCCAGCAGACAUAGCAAUAGCGACAGUAGUAGCAAAAAAUGGGACAUACACGAUAAUGUUAGAAGGGAAGCUGCACAGCUAAACCCAAGCGAUUCAGGGGAUAACACAGAAACGGAGAGGCGUCUAUAUGACCGAUAUGUCAGGAGUCAAGAAAGAAGAAACCACAAGACGAGUGGGACGGAAGAUCAGACCGACCUUUCCCAAAGUAAAAGAAAGAAGUGA
This is a messenger RNA of Botrytis fragariae, 336 nucleotides long. RefSeq lists its product as uncharacterized. Lineage: Eukaryota; Fungi; Ascomycota; Leotiomycetes; Helotiales; Sclerotiniaceae. Bases 1 to 336 code for a protein of 111 amino acids. The record is from RefSeq and is a predicted model, not a curated record. The transcript has a single exon.